Molecule: messenger RNA, 6413 nt
Organism: Amoebophrya sp. A120
Lineage: Eukaryota; Dinophyceae; Syndiniales; Amoebophryaceae
Source: the annotation of a GenBank genome assembly
AGCAGCUCGGCGCAGCGCGACUAGGUUCCGACCGGGCCGCUGCCCCUCCAACGCGGGGCGCUCCGCCGAGAAGAAAAAAUCGCGUGAGCGGCACGAGAACCGAGCGUGAUUCUUCUAUUGUUCCUGGGGUACGAAACUACGCGGAGCCAAUGUCUCCCGGAACAACAAACGCCGACCCGUCAGAGGACCACGGGGAUAAAAAUGCUCUAGCGACUGAGCGAGAGAAACAACAUUAUCGAGGAGGUGAGGCUGAUAAUCUCACUGGAGUAGAUGCUGGAGGUACAGCAACUGUUCAUCGCUCGGAGGAUCUGCAAGAGGACGAGUUGUACAACGACCCUAUGAUAUCCGAACUGCAGCUUUCGGCCGCCACCACCAAAAAUCCGGACGAGAAAACGAAGCCUUCGGACCUGGACAGCUCUUUUCGAACCCGGAUAAAGAUCGUGGACGAGGAACUGAAAGAGGAGAAUGUGGGUUCCUGUUUGACCUACGUGUGCAGCGUGUCUACUGGGGGUGGGGGCGGGUCCGCCGCGACCAACGGGUACGACUUUCAAUACACACUAGAUGUGGACAAGCCUUGCAAGCUCACCAGCCCGGACACCACGGGCGACAACGCGAGUUGCGAGGCCGUGUGCUGCAGCUACUUUUACUGCUUCGUGAACCUACGCGAUCUCGGGGUCGACUACGAGAUGGCGGGGCUGAACGACAAAACCCGCAUAUUGCGAGGAAGAAUCCGCCCUCCCCAUAUGCAUAUCGAAAAGGUAUGUUUCCGAAAAUUUGUGUUGCUGAUUUGAGACCACAAAUCGCGUCUGUCUUGCAAGAAGACAAGCGCAGAGGCUUCCGCGCCGGUAUGGAAGCGAUUUGGCAUGCUGUUGCGCCUAGGAAGCAGCCGCUUGUAAUGCUAAGCAACUAGACGUAGACCCAACGAGCGCCCCUAUCUAGGCCGAGGAUCUGGCGGCCGCAAUGCCCUCCUGCAAUACAAAACUCAAAUACAGCAUCACAGAUUUCGGCUUUGAUAUGGGGAGGGGGAAUUUUUGCUUUCGAUACCGCACAGGCGUAGCCUUCAACGCCUGUGCGGACUAUCCCGUGUAAAAACGUCCGCACCCCAGAGUUGUCUUGCAGAUUUGCAAUGACAAGAACAUUUGUGAUGCGCAGCCCCAUGACAGGAAGUUCCCAUCGUGUUUUGAAAUUUCUAUAAUGCUGUAAACAGAAUGAGGAGCUGGGUUUGUAAUGCGGCAGUCCUUGCUAACCUGCACUACACUACGAGCUGCAGCUUGUCAUGCGUGACUCCCAAAGUUUCUGGGUUUGUGUUGCAAGGUCCCCAUGAUCUUGACUCUGGGGUGGGGACGUUUUUACUCAGGAUACGGGCCAGCGAACCGUCAAGUUCCUCAAGGUGCCUGCCUUCGAGGACCAGGGCGGGGGCCCCGGGGAAACCGCGGGCGACAACCGCAUCGAGGUGGACAAAUUUCUCGAACUGGAGAACUUCGUGUAUGGUGUUGUCAAACGUUACAUUCUCGAACUAUUUCGUGUAUUUGUGAUGCAAGAACAGCAACAGUUAAAUCGGCAAGCUUGCCACUGUCGCAUCACAGAUUUUGCACAGAUUUACAUGCUGUUAUAGCGCCUCGGAGAUUUGUCAUGCGAAGCAGCUUGAUCAUCUGGCCGCAUAAGGUAGUUCUGCAUGACAAAUGUAUGCAACAGCUGAGGGUGUAACGCUUGAACACGCCAUAUCGUGUCCGUGCCCGACUGCUACCACCGAAUAUGCAAGAAAAAAACUGUGUAAGUGUAACUCUGUAAUGCAGAACACGCAACAGGAACAGAGUUACACCUGUGCCUGUCAUGCCAGACAGCCAUGAAGUCCCCUUUUGAUGUGUGUUUUCCCUUACAAGCCACGGAUGACAGGUUAUCUCUGUCAUGUACAGCAAAUUUGUAAUGCUGUCAGCGAAAGAAAGUUACACUAACACAGUUUUUUUCUUCGAUACCGAACGGGCUUCUUUCACUACCCAGUUGUCGGGACCGAAACCAAGCACGCGCUGCAAGUGCUGAAGCGGCAGAAACAAGUGGACAGCAACGUAGACACCACGGCUUCCGGCCCGGUCGACUUCGACAACUUUUCCCUUCGCGAGCACCUCCCGGUGGCCUCGGCACUGACCACGCGAAAUUUGCCGGACGACUCUCCCACCAUCGACGAGAUCCGAGACGCCGCGCGGACCAACGCGCAGGUGGCGAACAACGACGAGACCCUGGAAGUCCAACUUGGGCUACGCGGGUUUUACAACAUCCAUUCGCACGCCUUCGCGUGGGAGGACCCGAUAUUGAAGGUGCAAGGCGAGGGAAAGCUCGCGGGGGAUAUCCACCAGCAACUCGGCAAGAAGCGCGAUGAGUACAAACCGAUGGAUUUGUCCGUUGCGAACCCCGUUCAGGGCCCGAAAGCCGUCCUCGGGAAGACGCUUCGUCUGGUGGUCGCGGAUUCCCGGGCCCACUGGCACUUGCCAAAGUGGAGUAAACGGUACGAGGGGAUGAAAACUGGUGCUACUGGGGGUGGAGAACGAAGCGGCGCCAGCACCUUUUCGGCAAGCGACUACCAGCUGCCCUACACGCGGGAGGCGGAGCUGGCUUUCGCGGAAACGGGCAAAAAAGACGGCAUCCCGAUCAAACAGUGUUGCUCUUUCAUCGUCCAGGCCAUGACCAGUCCGAACUUCCUCAGUAACGACUUGGAGCUGACCGAAAAGUUUGUCGUUCAGAACUGUGUGGUGUUUGCCAAAAACAUGCAUGAGCAUCUGUUCGGCAAAGAACCCACUGCGGCUGAGCAGGCAGCUAUUGAUGCGGCAACAACUCCCGUGGGGCCGGAGGCUUUGCCGCCUGCAGGUGUAAGAAAUAACGUCGGCGCCCCGGAGGUUCCGAACGCUGACUGUGAGGUGGGACCCUGGGCGGCGGUCGGGGCGUGCUCCAAGACUUGUGGGAUCUACGACAAUACCCAAGUGCGGAUCCGGCAAGUGACCUACCCCCAAAGCGGCAACGGGAAAAAGUGUCCCGCGCUGCAAGAGACCGUGCCCUGCACGCUCGAGGCGUACACCGGGGAGUGCAGCGUAGAUUGCGAGGCGACCGACUGGUCGCCUCCUGAGUACGGCUCCUGCAGCGUGGGACCGAUAAAGGGUCCCGGGGGUGCGGUUCUGUUCGCGAAGCGGUGCCGGAAAACCCGCAUAUGCAUUGCAAAUGUAUCGCACUAAAGUGUAAAGUGUAUUACAAAGUGCCUUACUUCGUAUGAAUAAAAUAUGUUUUUUUAGCUUAGGAUGGCGAUUUGUAAUGCGUUGUAUCUGCAAUUGCUGCGAGCGCGAUACUUUUGCAAUGCAUACCGCACGCGGGAGAUCAAAACCCCACCGACGGGGCCCGACGCAGCCCCCUGCCCAGGGAACAACGAAGAACUGGAGCAAGCAAAACUCUGCACCAUCAACGACGAUACCUGGAAAGAGUGCUGCGAGGAUAUGGCUUGCUCAGAUGUUACAAUCUCAAACGUUACAAUAGAAUCUGGAAUUUGUCUUGCAUGAACAGCAUGAGUACCAUACAGAGACUUGGGCUUUUUGCAAUACAAAUUUCGUCAGAAUCUCAUGGGGUUUGGGGCUCCGAAACUUGUCAUGCGCGCCCCUUUGGGAGUAGGCCAGAUGUUGCGGAUUUUGCAACACAAGUUCCAAACUCUAUUGCAACGUUUGAGAUUGUAACACCUGAGCGGGUUAUGGAGGACAACGCCGGUGCGGAGUGGACCGAGUGGACGGCAUGCACCAAGACGUUAUCAAAUGUAAAAAUGUCUGGGUCUGGACGGUUAGAACUUGUCAUGCUAAAUCUGAAUGAUGCAAAAAUCUGUGUUGCGUGAGUGCCAAAAGCUGUCCGCUUUUGACCAAGUUGAGAGGGAGUAUCUCAUGCAGGAAAGGCAUGACAGAGACCUCACAAAAUCUGUCAUGCUGGGUCUCACAUUCCAGACCUCAUGGGUCAUGGAAAACCUGCAUCACAAAUCUUGCAUUCUUCCAGACCCAGACAUUUUUACAUUUGAUAGACGUGCGGUGGCGAGGACGAAAUGAAAUCGCGCACGAAGACCGAAUACAAAUACCUGAUCCAGGACCCGGUGCAGUGCGUCAGCGAGGUGACACGGGACACAGCCCGUUGUCACGAGGGGCCGCAGCCGGACUGCCCACGGGACUGCAAACUGAGCCACUGGACCGAGUGGGGGGAGUGUUCCAGCACCUGCGGAAAAGGCCAACACACGCGGACAAGAACAGUUGUGCAGCAACCCAUCGGGGACGGUGAGCAGUGCCCCGAUAGUGCCACUGAAAAAAGCGCCUACGAAGAAACAGGGGAGUGCGAAAACACGAUUGAAUGCGUCCCGAAAGUGGACUGUGCACUCGAGGAAAAGUAUGUCGCUCCUGUUGCCCAGGAAAAUAAUAACGGGAACGACAACACCGAAGAAGGCGGGUGGUCCCCCUGCAGUAAAACCUGCGGGGGCGGCGCGAAGUUCCGCAUCAAGUUCGUAGACCAGCUGCCGCAGGGAUCGGGGAAGAGCUGCCAGAAAUUGUUUGGCAAGGGCGAAGGCAUCACUGAUGCCGCCGUGGUGGCCAAAGAAGACAUCACUAUCAGUUGGGGGUACAUCGACGCCGGGGCCAACGAAAUAAAGGGAGCACACUACACCGAUGGAACGCCAGUUGAAAUAAUAAAUGCGGAGCAGGAGCAGAGCCAGAGCAGCGGCAGUGUUAGUACAAGCAAGCUCAAAAUGUACAUGAAGGAGACAGCCGAUUGCAAUCGGGAGGUGAAAUGCCCGGAUCCUGUAGAUUGCGUGAUGAAAAACUGGGAAGCUUGGACGGAAUGCUCCAAGAGCUGCGACGGCGGUACGCGGACGCGCGCACGGUACGUAAAAACUCCGCCGAAGGAGGGUCGCCCGAAAUGCCAAGACGUGGACCUGUACAAAAUCGAGAAUCUCCAGAAGGGCUACGCCAACGGGACGGCGCCGCACUUUGAAUGGCUCUCGACGGGCGGGGGCGGGCAAGAACAACACGACGGAAAGCUGCACCAGAAGGAAACCGCGCGCUGCAACGAGAUACACUGCCCCUGCGCGAUGGAAGAGUGGGCCGCGGAUUGGACGACGUGCAGCGUCACGUGCGGCCCCCACGGGAAACAGACGAGGGAGAGAAAGGUGAGUACCCUGGGGGGCUACGCGGACCUGACCGGCUGCAAAAGUCUUUUCGGAGACGAGAGCAAAGCGGGUGUGCAACACGAUAAUGGGGUGUACAUCAUACGCGACGCAGACGGGAUUACUCGGCAGUGGGAGGAAAAAUCGCCGCUGGAAAAUUCGAUACAGAAGGAAACGCGCAAGUGCAACAACUUUCCGUGCGACGACCAGCCAACAGGGGACGCUGCAACUACGGUAGCCCCGCCCGAGGACGGUCCACCGGCUUGCGUCCUAGACGAGCACUGGUGGAAAGCGGACUCCUGCGGCUGUCAAUGGAGGGGCGUGAGUAGUCCCGCUACGGGCACGUGUUUCAAUGAUAUCCCACGAAGAAAGUGUUGCAGUUACACACUUGAUGUUGCAAUUGCAGCAACACAAAUUUUCUCCGCAUGGCAGAGAAAACUUGUAAUGCAGAGUUCAUAAGAGAAAACACGUAUGAAACAAGGCUUGAAAGCAUUUCGUGCAUCACAGAGGUUGUCUGUCUUGCGUGUUCUGCAGCACAAUGCGUAACACUUUUUUCGUUGCAUAAAUGGCGAAGACGGCGCAGUGUACGCGGUCUAUAGCAACGCUGCCGCGAAUUGUCCGGCCUGCAAAGGCCGACCUGCGUCUGUCAGCACGCCCUACAUUUUGUCCGACAAAUCCUGCGAAGACGACAAAUGCAGGGUGGGUUCCGCCCGUGCCCCUGCGUUCGCGAGCGGGUGGGUUCCGCCCUUGCCUCCGAAGUCGGGGGAGACGGUGCCCGGUUACCGAACCCUGGUGAACACCGAUAUUAGAGACCUGUUUGCGUCGCAAGAGGCGUAUUGGAACUACGUGAACGACAUCGCAGCGCAGCAAGCGGUGCUGGAGGCUUCCCAAAAGAAGCAGCAGUCCAACUUCUUCGGGUUGCCCACAUUUGGUCUUAGGUGAAGCUGAAGCCGUCGUCGAAGACUUCAAGAAAGCUUCGCGACGAAGUCGAAGUUAGACCAGAAGUGCUGCAACUGUUCUUGUUUACUCAACUACAAGAACUCUAGUACACCUACACUACCGACAGCACUCGCGCGCCCGCGGAGACGUACUUAGAGGGCCGCUCCAGUGAGUGGUGUUGCGGGCACAGAUUCGCCCUGAAACUUCUACACAUUAGAUACAAUGACGCGAAUUGAAUACGAAUGAUCUCCAUUUUGGUAUCAUAUGAGCUUUCUGAGCAAUUAUGCGAGCAUCGCCCGAG